This is a messenger RNA of Macadamia integrifolia, 1501 nucleotides long. RefSeq lists its product as uncharacterized. Bases 647 to 1105 code for a protein of 152 amino acids. The record is from RefSeq and is a predicted model, not a curated record. The transcript has 9 exons. Lineage: Eukaryota; Viridiplantae; Streptophyta; Magnoliopsida; Proteales; Proteaceae.
UGACGAGAACUCUGAGAUCAAAAGUUUUUUCUCUCCUCUGUGUCUUCUUUUGGCAUCGUUUCAGAUUUUCACGAACUUGAGGAGAUCAAUUGAAACUAAAGCAAAACUCAAAAUCCCAAGAAAGAUUUCUGUUGGCCUGUCAUGGCGCCUUCGGAACUCCUUGUUUUAUCGAUUCUCUUAGCUCUCAUUUUCACGAAAACCACGGCCGAUGCAGAGGUUCACAAUGAGAAUAUCACACCCAAGGUCUCCGAUUUGUCUCCGAAGAUCGAAUUGGAGCAGCUGAAGUCGAAGAUCUCCGUUCUAGAGGCGGAAAUUCAGUACCAAAUGCUUGGCAAUCCUUGGUAGAGCUUAUUCAUGAUUUAGUGCCGAACCCGGUAAACGAACAAACAGGUGGUCUUUGUUAAGCAAAAGUUUUCCCCUCGCAUCUCAGUCACUUUUACAAGCAAAUUAUGGAAUAGCGCCUGCUAACAAGUAAAUGAUAAUCUAGGAUUGAACAGAAAACCCAAGAGUUGAAGAGCAAGGAUGUGAGCGUUGCUCAGAUGGAGAAGGCCAUUCAGGAGAAGUCAGAUAGUAGUAUAGUACUGUAUCAUUACAGAGUGAGAUAGAUUUGCUCCAGAAAAAAGGUACUGUAAAUGCUGAAGAUCAGAUGGGAAAAGCACAUGCAUGGGCUGGUGAACAUGUGAAGCAGGUUGAGAAACUAAAAGGAGAACUAGAAGCGCAGAAAAGGAAUAAAGAAGCCCUGGAAGCACGAGGAAGUGAAGCUCAAAAUAAAAUUGAUGCAUUAAAUAUGAAACUAGAAAAUCUCCAGAAGAUUAAUGAUGAACAAAAGAUCAGAAUUCACAAAACUGAACAUUCUCUUCAAGUUGCUGAGGAGGAGAUGAUGAAGGCAAACUUCGAGGUGAAUUCAAAGAUUAAAGAUUUGAUGGAGGUUAGACCCAAAGUGCAGCUUUCCAAUUUUCCCGUUUCUGUCUCUUGUUGGUCGUGGCAGAACACUGGAAUAAGCAUGGGAAACCUGCCAUGGACAUUGUGGUCAAAAAGGCCUUGGAGAAAAAAGCUCAAGCUCACAAGUGGGCUGAACCCCACAUUGAAACAGUUAAAAUGGUAAGUUAAUUUUUUCUAGUUGCUGUCCACAAUAUUUUUUACCAGAUACAUAUUUUGUUUGGUCAUAUGUUCAUUCAUGAGGGUCAAUUUCUCUAGAUGCUAUUGUGAAGUUCUUUAUUUUUUGCAUUUAUUUAUUUAUUUUGAUGGAUGUUACCACAAAUUCUUUACAAAUUCAGGGUCUGAAAUGUAAGUUGUAAUUUUGACUGGGUUUUAUCCUUCUGAUUCUUUAUUCAAAGAGAUGGAUCCCAACUUUAAAGGAAUGAUGGUUAACAAUUACAGUAUAUGUUGAACCAUAUGUCCAACUAGCAACUAAAAGAAGCAUUGAGGUCUAUGAGAUAUCCAAAGGUGCCAUAGCUCCAUAUGUGGUUAAAAUACAAGACUUCUCUGAUCCUUACUUACA